Messenger RNA from Candida tropicalis MYA-3404, 2280 nucleotides. RefSeq lists its product as uncharacterized. Gene Ontology annotation, cellular component: plasma membrane. The transcript has a single exon. Lineage: Eukaryota; Fungi; Ascomycota; Pichiomycetes; Serinales; Debaryomycetaceae. Bases 1 to 2280 code for a protein of 759 amino acids. The record is from RefSeq and is a predicted model, not a curated record.
AUGACCAACUUAGGUGAAUACUUUGAGGUCAUAUUUAAAUAUGUUCCCAAUGAUGUUUUGGUUACAUUGCUUGAGAUCCCACUUCUUCGAGACCAAGUAUUAAAGAAACUUUAUUCAACCAUCCGAAUUACUGGUAGACUCGAUGGAAUUCUUAUAAAAGUACAUCAUGGUCCUUUACUUGAUCUAGAUCGAAUUCCCGUAUUGAAAAGUCCUAUGGAAUAUGUGAAUUUAUUGGAACAACAUCAAGCGAUAACUCCUAAAGAAUUAAUUGUCGAUGAUCCUAGUAUUGCACUUCUGUUGGCUCGUCAAUAUCCGCAUAGUUUAAAAGGAGUUGGAGUACAUAUCAAUCUUGAUACUAAAGAAAAUCAUCUACAGUAUAUGAUACAGUUUUUCAAAGAAUAUAAGAAAACUCCAUUUCUUGUCACUUCCCUUGAAUAUCAUUAUUUUGGUAAUAUGGCUCCUUAUGAUGACGAUACUGAAACUGAAUUUUAUGCGGGAUUGAAUAAUAUUACAAUUCCUCAUGUUGAUGAUAAAGUUCAAGAAAUGUUGAUGACGGAUAUUUUCAUGAAUGAUUUAUCAAUUGAAAGGUUUCCUAAUUUAACAUCACUUUCGUUAAGGUAUUUGAUGUUUCCUGAUGAUGAUUAUGAUAAAUUUCCGGCACGCUUGAAAAAAUUGGAAAUGCAUUUAUGUUUGUUUGAUCCAAUUCCAAUGGGUCCACAGAAACCUUCAAAUGGGAAACGUUUAUUGAAAUUAGAUUUACCGGAAAAUUUAAUUGAAUUAGAAUUAAGAUUGCAAGACGACAAUAAUAGGGGUGCUGCCACAGUUGAUAUUUCACAUCUACUGAAACUUGAAAAGGUGAGUGUUAGUAGUAAGACGUCGGAUAAUGUACAUUGUUAUUUGAAACUUCCUUCUAAUUUAAAAGAAGCUAGGUUUGAAUCAGGACAUUUCAUGGUAACGAAAUUAAACGUUAUGUGUCCGAAAUUAAAUUCUUUACAGAUAGAAGAAUCAAUUAUUCAAAAAAAGGAACUUCCUUUCUUGGUAAGAUAUUUACCAGAAACUUUGCAAAAAUUGACUAUUCCGAUAAAAGCAUUUACAGUUCUACCACCUCGUAAGAAUAUCACGAAGCUGAAACAGGAUAAGCAAAAACGAGUCAUGUAUGAAUUAAGAGAUCCUCAAAUCAAACUACCAAGUAGUCUAAGAGAAUUCACUAUUUCUGCAUUUAGAAAUGAUUAUCCAUCUUCUUUCGAAAUAGACUUUCAGGUAAAUGAAUUGCCAAACUUGGAGGAUUUAUUCACGAGUUUUUGUAGUCAGCUUACUAUUAAAGGGAAAUUUCCAGUUAAUUUAACAAGUUUGCAUCUAAAUGCAUACGAUGCGGGUUUGGAGCAAUUAAAAUUUCUAUCUAAACUCACUAAGCUUACUAUAACAGGGCUGACGGUGGUUAAAAAUUUUACCUUUAAACUUCCGGAUUCUUUAAAGUUUUUGGAAAUUUCAGAGGGUAAUUGGGAAACAAUUCAUAUUGAUGCACCUGACCUCAGGGAAUUGGUGUUAACGCAACAAAAUAUACCCGUAUUAAAUGAGAGUGUUGUAACUUUCCCAGAUACUAUUAAAAAAUUGAAAUUACAAGACUGCAAUAUCAUGAAAAUUGCUAUGGAGUUGCCGGAUUCACUAGAGGAAUUGGAUCUUGAAACAAACCUUCUUGAGGAUAUUCAUUAUCUUCCAUUAGGAUUGAAACGAUUGAAUAUGUCGUUGAAUAGGUUAGGAAGUGGAAAUUCAAUAGCUAAUUUCCCGUUAUCGUUAGAAACACUUGAUUUGUCAUCUUGUAAAAUAGAUGGUGAAUGGAUCAGAAGACUGAAUUUAGCCAUUUUGACUAAUUUGAAAGAGUUGAACUUGAUGUUUUCUUCUUUAUAUGAAUUGAACCCCAAUUGGUUACCUAAAUCAUUAGUUGUGUUGCAACUCAAUAGAAGUGGUUUGGUGUCAUUAAAGUCUAGAUUAACUAUGCUUGAAAACCUUGAGCAAUUGGAUUUAGAAGGAAACGGUAUUGGUCAUUGUUUUGAAGAUUUUAGAAGAAGUGGUAAAAUAUUCGGUGAUGCUAUCAGAUAUGUCAAGUUGAACAAAACUGGGCUAAUAAAGCCAACUGCUGAUGCAAUAUUUAGAGAAUUGAAUAAGAAACCACAUUUUGAAUUCCUUGAUGUUGAUAUUGGAUUAGUUCCUAAAAUGAGAAAUUCAUUCCCAUCAAAAGUAAGAAAGAUUGGAUGUCUGAUGGAUAACAGACUUGUUUGA